This is a messenger RNA of Mycena citricolor, 2501 nucleotides long. NCBI's taxonomy places the organism in Eukaryota, Fungi, Basidiomycota, Agaricomycetes, Agaricales, Mycenaceae. The record is from the annotation of a GenBank genome assembly.
GUCACAUUCCAUCUUUCUCAAGUCCCAAUGCACGAAUGCUUUAUCAUUUUUUCUAACGAACACACUUCAGCCAGCAUCAGCGACAGAGAAUGUACCAUUUUGUCAAUGCCCCACACCGCGCCGUCAUGCUGAUUGAACUCCAACUCCCGAUAAGGACCCGCUCAGCCUCGGCGCGUGACCACGAUUCUCGAUUUACUUUCGGCGCCCUCCUCAACCGUGCUGCGCAUCGCGAUCAGUUGAUAAGUACCCUACACGCCUGUCAUCUUGCUGAAUAUCUGCGCCUAUCAAGCCGCGUUCGAUCGAGAAGACCAUCUCCCCCGUAUCGGCGUGAGACCCCACUCCAUCAAGAAGCAACUCGAGCAAUAGAAAGAGUACAUAACCCGCGGGCACGGGACCGGGCGUCCGAGCGGAUCCUUAUCGUCUCUCUCGACACUCCCCAUGACCUCCUCUCCCACCGCAGACGAGAAACGCUCCGUCUCCUCCGACUCCGACAGCGACGUUCAGCGGCGGGGCGGGGCCGUAGCCGUAGCCCAAGUCUACAACCCUGACUUGCAGAGCGCGGUGCGAAAGACAGAUUUGCAUGGCUUCAGCCGACGGAGCUUCAUGCUGUACUUUGUCGUGAUGGUCGGCUUCCUUAACGCCGUGUCGAGUGGAUUCGACGGGAGCUUGAUGAGCGGGAUCAACGCCAUGCCCCAGUACCUGAACUUUUUCGAUUAUGCGUCGGUCGGAAAGUCGACGGGGAUUGUGUUCAUGAUCUACGUAACGGGAAACUGCGCCGGCGCUUUGUUCGCCGGACCCGCUACGGAACUGUACGGUCGGCGCGGGGGAAUGUUCGCGGGCGGACUGUUCAUUCUCAUCGGCGCGAUCGUCAGCGUGACUGCUCAAGUCCGGGGCGCGUUCCUGGCUGGUCGUUUCCUCCUUGGAUUCGGGAUCGCUAUAUCAACAACUGCCGCGCCGACAUGGGUGACAGAAAUUGCUCCUCCGCAGUGGCGCGGCCGACUUGGUGCCCUGUACAACUCGUGCUUCUUCAUUGGCAGCAUACCUGCAACUGGCUCCAUGGUCGGAACGGCCAAAAUCAACACCACCUGGGCAUGGCGGCUUCCCCUCGUACUGCAGGUUGCGCCGCCCCUGAUCGUGAUGAUUUCUGUCUGGUUCUGCCCAGAGUCCCCACGAUGGCUCGUCUCGCGCGGUCGGGCCGAGGAAGCGCGACAGAUUUUGAUCGACUACCACUCGAAUGACGGCCAAAGCAACCCUGUGAUCGAGCUGCAGAUGGAGGAGUUUGAGCGGCAGAUCGCGGUAAAGCGGGAAGAUGCUUUCUGGGAUUACAGCUCCCUAUUUCGCACCAGGAACCGCCGCUGGCGGAUGCUGUGUUUGUCUCUCAUGUGCUUGAACGGGCAACUCGCCGGGAACGGACUGAUAACUUACUUCCUCACGGUGAUGAUGAAGAACGCAGGAGUUACAAGUCCGCACAAGCAGCUUGUCUAUAACUUUGCCAAUUCGCUGCUAUCAGCGGGCGGUGCGUUUCUUGGCGCCUCGCUGACGGACAAGCUUGGACGUCGGCGCCGGCUCUACCUCGGAUCGCUCAUUCUAGGUGGUCUGCUUGCUGCUGUCGCUGCGUUGUCGGGCAAAUACGGCGUCGCGGGAAACAAGAAUGUCGCUGGGGCCAACGCGUCGAUCGCGCUGAUUUUUGUAUUCGGAAUCGUCUAUGCAUUUGUGUACACCCCCCUGCAGGCCCUUUAUUGUGCGGAAGUUAUGAGCCAAGACAUGCGUGCCAAAGGCAUGGCGGUGCACGUUUUGAUCUCGAAUUGCGCGGGAUUCAUCAACACGUUCGCAAACAGUGUAGGAUUGGGGAACCUCGGAUGGAAGUACUACUUUGUAUUUGUCGCGUGGGACGUGAUUGCUUCCGGGCUGUGGUAUCUGUUUUGUGUGGAGACGAACGGGCGCACCCUCGAGGAGUUGGACGAUAUCUUCGACGCACCCUGGCCCGCGCGAGCGAGCACAAAACAGGUCCUCGUCAAGAUCAGUGAGACUGGGAGGGUGGAUAUUGUCCAGGAGAAGUCAUAGUUGUCCAUCAAAGAGCUGCAAUUCAUAGUUCUCCAUUCUAUUCAUCAAUACGCUUGCAUCGAGUACUGAGGAAUCAAAACACAGCUCGAGUCGGAAAGUAUUUUCGACAAAUCGAACGGCAGACGAAAACCCACGCGAACUAGUCCGCGGCCUUUGGCGUGGUCUGUUUUGAUAGCCGAUUUCUUAGUCUUAGCAAAGACGGCUUGAAUUGAGUCACUGUGGCAACUGCAGCCAUUCAUCUGAUCUCUUCCGCGAGUUAGCCAUGUCGUAUGCUUGACUAUCGGCCAUCCCCACGGGACACGGGCAGAGCUUAAGCAGGAGAGUUACUGCUGAUCAGAGCUGCCUUGAGGAGAACCAGAUAGGCAAUUCAGAGGAUCACAGACUGAACUUCCCCCUCGGAGGCGGCAAGGCUUGGAUGACUGACUGCUCAUGAAGAC